Molecule: messenger RNA, 1011 nt
Organism: Trametes versicolor FP-101664 SS1
Lineage: Eukaryota; Fungi; Basidiomycota; Agaricomycetes; Polyporales; Polyporaceae
Exons: 3
Coding region: 1-1011 (336 amino acids)
Source: RefSeq, a predicted model, not a curated record
AUGGAGCCACUCACGCGCACAGAGAAACUGACGGUGUUGGCCUCGAUGGGAAUAGAGCUUCCAGAGGACACCAAACUCGUCGAUGCGGUUCUCGAAAAGCGUCUGGUCAACGCACUCGACGCCGCUCAGGGGAAGGACAGGUGUCCCGACCCGUCAAAACUCCGAGAGCUUCCCAUGUGGCCGCUCGUCAAGACCGGAGAAAUCAACAGCAGCGCCCGGCUCCUGCUCGACGCCGUGAAGAGAGGCAAUAUGCACGAAGCACGGCAGAACAGCCAGGCCGCACUCCUGGGGUUGUCCGCCUCACCUGAGCUCUUCACGGAUCCAUUCAUGGACCUGCGCCAAACGCAUAUGAGCUUAGCGAAUGGUCUGGACAACGGCUUUAUGUGGUGCACGAUACAGGACCCAGAUCGUGAAAAGUCGGCCAUAAACAUCCGGUUUCUGAAGGUCCACGAGAUAGACACAAAAACACCCGCGAUGGUGCUCCUCUACCACUCGGUCACGCGCACGAACGCGAUGGACGGCGCCCGCUGGUGCCAGUACCAGGUUGCCAACGACCCGAAGACCCUGCGCGGCAUCGGCAUUAACAUCAGCGCGACCGCGCUCGAGCAGAAGCUCCUCCUGAAGCUGCUCGAAAUGAACACGAAACUCCUUCCGCCGGACUUCCGGCCGGAGAAACGGCGUUUUGAGGACAACUACCGCGCCUCCGUCGGCAGCCCGUCCACCCCACACGCGAACGUCCACGCGGACAAGCCGUUCCUCGUCAAGCUCCAGGUCGGGCUCGCGGGCCCUGGGCGCGACAACAUUGUGGUGUACGACCGCCUGCGCUCGUUUAGCCAGGUGUACGUCUCGCGCAGGGACGACCCGGCGACGUUCGCGGACCUGGUGGCGGAGAUGGCGGGCCCGAGGGGCGGGUAUGGGGGCGUGAAGAUGUAUCGGUGGGCGAAGCGGACGGGGGACUGGGAGCUGAGUAUAUGCGUGGAUAGGAAACCGGAGACGGACAUCAAGUGGUAG